GAAAUAUAUGUUGAUGUUUUGACAUGCCAUGUAAUACCGUUAGUUUGUUGGCAAAAAAAUUGCAUUGCAUAAGAAUGUCUGCUUGACUCUGAGCCGAAUGAUGUUUGGUCAUCUCGGGAAUAAUUUUUCUAGUCGCCCUGUGGGUGCAGACGAAAUUGUUAUCCCGAUUUAAUUUGCUGAUCAGCAAUAACAUGGCGGCGCAGGCUAAGAAGUCUGCCAUGAUCGCCAUGGACCAUCUUACUUGAUAUCGUCAGAGUGAGACCCCCUUGGUUUGCCAGUACAUACAAGGUCAAGGGAUGACUGACCCAAAUCAACUUCUAUCUUCGGUGAAGAGGAAAGAUGAGAAGCAACAGGCACAGAUUAAACAGCUUAAUGAGCAGCAACGGCGGGAGCAGGAGAACAUCUACAUUGAGGAGCUUGCGGAGCUGAUCUCGGAAAGUUUCACGGACAUGAGUGUAUUCUCCGUCAAGCCCGACAAGUGUGCAAUACUGCAGGAGACCGUCAACCAAAUCCAGCAAAUUAACAAGCAAGAGUGGGUCGGGAGACGAGUUCAACAAAGUCAGGUAUCGUCCAGCAAGCCUUCCAUCCUCGCCAAUGACCUGCUAGGACCGCUGCUGCUCGAGGCUCUUGAUGGAUUCUUAUUUGUUGUGAACAGUCAAGGCAAAGUAGAAUUUGUGUCUGAAAACAUCGCACAGUAUUUGAAGUACAACCAGGAUGAUCUGGUUGGAAAGAGUGUGUACAACAUCAUCCAUGUUGGAGACCAUGCCCAGUUCAGCAGCAGUCUCCUGCCCAUGUCAUUGGGAAAUGGCAUAGUGUGGCCUGGAGAGACCCCAACCAGCAAAGGACGAAAUUUCAACUGUAGGAUGCUGAUAAAGCCUCCAUGUGAAGAAGAAGAAGAUGAUGUAGAAGUGUUGCAAACCUAUGUGUCGCAGUAUGAAAGUAUGCAGAUUACAGCCAUAUUACAACCGUACCUGGGGGAAAAGUUCUCAGAAUCACGCGGAGAAUCAGAAAACCAAACGUGUUUAGUGUGCAUUGCUCGCCGUCUUCCUCUAACAGAGAAAGCCAAUAUGAUGAUUGGUAUUGAGCAGUUUACAACACGACAAGAUCUGAAUGACAAAAUCGUAGACAAUGAUACAAGAGGAUUAGUUGCCAACUACGGACCCAUUGAUUUCAAAGGACAGAGUAUUCUGGAAUACUGUCAUUCCAAUGAUGUUAGUCAACUACGCCGCCAUUUACAAGAAGUGAGGAAGCUGCGGAACCACACCAGUGGAGUGUACCGCUUCAAGUUGCAGGAGAAUCGCUACGUGUUCGUGCAGACCAAGAGCAAGCUGUUCACCAUGCCAGUCACUAAUGAGCCAGACUUUGUCAUGUCUACUCACUCUAUCAUAAGAGAGUGUGAUUCGGAGGUGGAGCUGAAGGGAUCGGCUUCUACCAGUCUGAUGAAGUCCAUCAUUGGUCAGUCCAAUAUCAACAACCGUGGCGGAGGUGGAACAGGCAGUGGAACUAAAAACCUUGCUAACAUCACUGCCACAAUUGGCAUGAACAUGUUGGGAGACAUGAACUCAAUUAUGAACUCCCCACAACUGAGCUUGGAGGGGCUGGACCUGCUCAACUCCAACACCAACUGGGAUCUACUAGGGACAGAUAACCCCAUCCAAGGUGAAUUUAAUCUUAACGCUGCUCUCAGUGGCAGUGCUAACAUGAACUCGGGGGACUCGUCAUGGGACCAUAUGGCCCAGCUGAAAGUGGGGCAGCCAUCACUGCCCAACCAGUCUCAAUCUGCUGUUGUGACUCCAGUGCAAGGACUGAAUGCUAUGGCAAAGCGACAAGCAACUUUUCAGCAGCAGCGAAGUCAGUCGGUGUCGUUUGAUGAGCGCAAGAAUCCCCGUUUCUCACCAAGUCCGGGAAGCAGGGGAACUCCGUACACGCUACAGUCUCAAAGAAGUGUGCCGAGCAUGAUGGGCUAUGUGAACCAAAGGAGUCCUGUAGCAGCGAGUGGGGUAGCCACUGUGCCACCAAGUAGGUCCCCAGGGGGUCAGUUCACGGCGCCCUACCCCCAGCAGCGGAAGACUGUUUCCCCAAUGAUGUCCCCCCCAGCCAGGUGUCUCUUCCAACCAGACAUUAUGGUCCCGGUUUUCCUCCCCUUCCACCAGUGGAGAGUUCCAGGCAGUGUCCAGCUCAGUAGCCAAUCAGCAGAGUCCUCUCCAGGCACUCCAGUCUAUGGACUCGCAAUCCUCUGUGUCGGAGCUUCCAGACCCAGCUCUCAGACUUGGGUCAUCCGAGCUAUAUUCAGUGGAGGUGAAAUGAACAAUGAUUCCCGGGGGAACCCUCGGGGAGGAAAACUCUGUCGUUUGUUAACCAGUAAAGCGUCGUUUGAUCAGUUGACAUCUCUGACAAGUGAAACUUCUGUACGAACUUUCCAUGAGCGCUCUUUAAUUAAAUCUAAGUCAUCGGUGGAUAUAACCAGGCAGUCUCCACAACCAGGGCCGGGACAGAGUCCCCCAGAGAAGCCCCAGAGUACGUCAAAUGACGACGUGGAGCCGUCUGGCUCACAUAGAGCAGACGGCGUCGAAAAGAAGGAUAACGCAAUACUCAAAAAGCUCCUGAGCCAAGAAGAAGACCUCCCUACUAUGGAUACAGAGAUCAGCAGCUCUCCCCACACAGGGGGCGCCACAGGGGAGAAGUUCGGCAUUGAAAUGGACAAGAAUGAGGCAGAGGCGAAGAAACCAUCCAACAUUCUACUCAAGCAACUGUUGAGUGAUGACAAGAACGGUGAUGCACCCAACAAGAACCUCCAGUCAGUGUUACAGCGAGAGCUGAACUCUCCAACAGAUGAAGCUGGGCUCGAUGGAGACGGGAAGCGACCGACCUCAGAGUUGCUGCAGAAGUUGCUCCAGGAGGAAGAAGAUGAGAGUUGCACAUCUGCUCCAGCGGAAAGUACUAUACAGGACCAGGAGAUAGGAAGUGGGUCAAGGUCGCGGCACCAGUCAGGUCAACAAGAGCCGCAGUCAUCAGGCUUCAGCCAGCCAGUCACACCACAGAGUGCUGCCAGUUUCUCUGAUGCCUCACAGUUUGACAUGCUCAAAGAUGUAUUUUCUGAUCCUGCAAAGAAGAAUGUUGAACAGGGUGGACUCAUGCAGAAUAAGAAUCUGAAUAAUUUUCUUACAAAGUUGUGGGAGAAAGGUGACAAAAGUUCUGAGAAGGCCGGUGAUGUGAGGGUACGUCAAAAGAAACGUAAAUCCUCUAGUUCUGAUGUGGACAGUACAGAAGUGUUAGAAAGUGAUUCUAGUGUUUCACCUGGGCACCAGAGCCGCCUCUCGCAGAGGAAUGCUCUCUUGGCCCAGCUGUUGUCAAAGAAGGCAGCCAAAGAGACUGUAGUGAACACUCAGCUAACUGUGAACCCCACAGCACUGCCUCAGCAGAGGAUCCCUAAAAACAUCACAGAGAAGUUCAUCCAAAUCCGCUCCAACAGCCAGGAGCUACGUCAACAUCCAUCUGACAUAGGAGUCGACAAGGAGAGCAGUCUGACCCCCAAUCCACGGGACAAUCCUCGCACAAACCCAAAUGCUCCCUUUCCAGGCAAUACAAAGCCUGAUGGUGCCAUUGGUGGGGUUGAUAACUCGGGACAAAUGAACACAGGUGUCCCACCUCCCCACAACAUGGACUCUGACAGUGCCAACAGCUUUGACAAUUUCCAACAACUGUGGGCCUUAUCCCAGGCCAACGAGUCUGUGAGCAUGGAGAUCGAAGCAAAUGGUGGCGAUAGUUCUGAUCCACUGCUUCAACAAAUCCUCCAGCAAGCAGCAGAUCUUCAGCAUGAACUGACUGCCGGCAACCUGAACCAGGUCGUGUCGACUGCAGCUUCCCUUCCCCAGCCCCAAACACCUGUAUCCUCAAACGCUGCCCACAUGUCUACAUUAUCAACAUCAACCCAGGUGACCGCAUCUAUUACUCAACAGCAGCAGUCAACAUCUAAUGCUGAAGAAGUGAAUAUGAUGCAGGAAGUGGAACAGCUGAUGGAUCCCUGGGAAGAAAUAGAUAAUAUUCUAGGUAUUAACUCACAGUCCAACAACCAGCAGAUUGGUCCAACGUCGGUCACGGAGCAGAUGGCAAUUGAUGCCAUUCAGAGACAACUCAUGAGUGAGGAACCAGUGCAGACUCCCAAUUCUGUUUCUACUGGCAAUCAUAUACGUAACGCCAACCCCAGUAUAUUUCUCGGGGCUGCUAGCCAGGCUUCAAGUACAAAAGCAGGACAGAUGCCCACUCGCCAAACUCUCGCCCAGUUACAGAUGGCUCGCAACCUACAUCAACAGCAAGCCGGGGCACUGGGUCAGGUCACAGGGUUGGAUGCAGCAUUCACUCAGCAACUACUACAGCAGCAGCAGCAACAACAACAACAACAACAACAACAACAACAACAACAACAACAACAACAACAACAACAACAACAACAGCAACUGCAGUCACUUCCGCCCCAGGGAGCCAUGGCCCAAUCCAUGCCAGGCCAGAUGGGUCCACGUUUCCCUCAGCCUCAAGCUCCAAUAAGUCCGCUUGCCAGUGCCUUGCAAGGCCAGUCCCCACAGCGCCCUAUGUUCCGAGGCAUGAACCAGACAUCAACAGCCGUACAGGUGCGACAAACGCUGUUGCAACAGCAGAAGCUGAAGCAGAUGGAGAAACAGCGCCAUCGGCAGGCACAGGAAAGACAGAGGCUAUUACAGCAACAGCGACUUAUCGCGUUGCAACAUCAGCAACAGCAGAAGUUUGGGCAGUUCCCGCAGGGAAAUAUGGGAGUAGAUGGCCACUUCCCUGAAAACCUUGGUGAGCUAAUGAACUCAGGCCACGCCCCAAAUGUUACCUUACCUGUGCAGCGAGGCCAGGCCAUGCCAGGACCCAUGUCGCCCCGGUACAACCCGGGUAGCAUGUCGACUGGGAACCAACCAGUAAGUCCCAUGAUGCCUCCCUCAACGCCACCCUCCCAACUGUCCCCCCACUUCGGACAACAGCAGCAGUGGAACCUCCACCCACAGCAGUCCAGUGCUCUGCAGGGCGGAGUGGGACUUGGACAGGGAUCCCAGUUCCCGCCCUCCAGCGUCACAGAUCUCUCUCUGGAAACAUGCCGAGUCCAGGAGGUCAGAGUUCACCUCGGUUCCAGUUCCCGGAGAAUCAGUUCCCAGCUGGCCAGCAGGGGGGACAACUUGGUUUGUUCCCUGGAGGCAGCCAACAGGGGGCAGCACAACAGCAGCAGGGAGGACCUCAACAAAUUUUCUCAGAAUAGACUCAUGCAGAGACAGAUGAGUUUGCCACCAGGGCGUGGAUCUCCCCGCACACCUCACAGCCCGUACGGCAGCAGCCCUGACCCCAUGUUGAUGUCCCCUCACUCUAUCUCCCCCAACUCUCGCCAGUCUCAGCAGCCAGGAACACAGGUGAGCCCAGGAACUGGCUUCAACCAGUCCCAGCUGUCGGCUGCUUUCGCGUCCCAGCCUCUGUCCGCCCCGGCCAGUUUUUCAGGCCCGUCACCAAUGUCCACUGCCACAUCCAGUUUCAACCAAUCGCUGCCUUCUUCAUCUCAGGGCAUUCCUUCCCAGCAGUCUUUUCAACAGCCUUUUGACAUGCAGUUCUUGGAAACAGGGCCAGACGGAAAAAAGCCUGUCAUCUCGGGCGACCUGAACCAAGCAGUGUCCAACUCAACGUCACAGUACGUCAAACAGGAGCUGCGUAUCAUCUGUAGUGCACGCUCAGAGAAACAGCUUCAGUCACAACAGCAACAACAGCAGCAGCAGCAACAACAACAGCAGCAGCAGCAACUUCAGCAGCAACAGCAACAGCAUGAGUCAAUGUCAUUUGACACUGGAGGAGAACUGCCUUUAGAAAUUUUAGAGACCAUUAACGACAUGACGAAGGAGCAUGCAGCUGUUGGCCUCAAUCCUCUUGAUGACUUAGCAGAGAAUGAGGACAUCCUCAGCUCCUCCAGACAAGAGGCCAAGAAGAGAUACGAGCAGUUCCGUGCCUUGUCUACAGGACAGACCCAGUAUAUCCCAGAUGAUCCAGAAGCCAAGGCUACCAGCUUGUUCCGCAAUCAGUUGUUGAGUGCUCCCCAGUCAGAUCAGUCACAGAAAGGCUGCGGCCAGAAGAACGAGCUUGUGACACAGGUCAACAUCGUGCAGAGAGAGCCACGGACCCCUAUUGAUGAUAUACGUCCGGCAGACCAGAAGAAUAGUUUAUUGCAGCAGCUGCUGUCUGAAUGAUGAAGUGUGAUGCUAGCAGGGAGACUACGCUGGACGGGACACAGGGCUUUCACUCUUUACUGUCAACCCAGAGAUGCCACAACAUUCAGAAGAGGGCAAGAAGAUGAUAUUAUUUUUGUAUGUGAGAUACGUGUUCUGUUGUGUUGUGGAGAGGCAAGGAACCAUUGCUCAGUAGUGUCAGCAGCCGGCCAUUUGUACAUAGUUCCACAUAGUAUUGUGUCGGAAAGCAGACAUCAUGAUCUCACGGCCGCCUCUGCCAUCUAGACGGACAGACGAGCGGACACAAAGACAGAUGGCAGUAUUGUGCAUUACCAUGGAAACUCAGGUGGUUGAUGAAUACAUGACAUCAUGUAUAUCACGUUCUUACAAGAACUAUGGAGGGCAGGAUUUAUUUAGCUCCUCUGGAAUAUGGAGGGCAAUUUUAUUGAAGCUCCUUGACUAUGGAGGGCAAGAUCUAUUGAAGCACCUCUUGACUACAGUGGGCAAGAUCUAUUGAAAAUGCUCUUGACAAUGGAAGGCAAGAGCUAUUGAAGCUCCUUUUGACUGCGGAGUGCAAGAUCUGUUGAAGCUCCGCUACACUUCAGAUGUUUAGAUACUGUAUCUGCUCUUGACUACAGAGUCAAGAUUUAUUGAAGUUUCUCUGGAGACUAAAAGAUGAUGGCUAUGAGCCAGAGGAAAAUUCAUGAUACACAUAUUCUUUGCAUGUAUGUUUUGCAAGUAUGGCACAGCGCAGCAUUGUGAGAUAGUGCAACUUUAUGGGCAGCCGAAUUUGGCGGUAUUGUUGUGAUUCUAAAGGAGGCAGUGUGAUAAACAAUGCUUACAGAUUUCCCCACUAGCAGACUUGGAGCUUGUUUCAGUUCAUUCAGUGCACAAAUCUACAGGACUGACAACUGCAGUGCGUUGAGCAGCAGACAGUCAAGUAUUUAGUUGUUGCUUGUUGAGCUUCAUCGGACUCAUUGUGUACUCACAAGUGUAUCUUCAUGAUUUCCAUAUCCUUAUGUUCAUCAUCAUGUGAGUUCAUCAUUGUGUACAGCACGUAGCAUACAGAUGUGUUGUGCUGUUCACAACAUUGACACAGUGUUGAGGUCUUGUGGCUGUGUGUGUCGCCCAUGCCAGCCGGUUAACUGAUAUUGACAGUGCAUAUCACAGAUUCAUGACACCGUGGAACGCCAUUCGUCAGUUGUGUCACAGAAUUAUGACUCUGCAUCUCAACCCAUCACUCGACCUUAGAUUUUAGGGUAUGCCUUCCACCCCCAAGUUACCGAAAUGGUAUCAACUGCCUUAUGAUGUGGACUAUGUUGAUGAUUGGGGUGGAGGACUAUUACAUUUUGUUUUUAGGGUGGGAGAGUGAUUAACAAGACAUUUGCACAGAGAAUGUAUUGUAUGUUUAUACAGAUAAAACAUGUUGACUGCCUCUCGCAGAAUCAGCCUUCUCCUAUGUUAAACCAGGCCAUCAAGCUCCAUCUACAUCCUCAGUAUAACGCCUCAUCCACUUCCUCCUCACUAAACAGCAGAUCUGAUACAGAGGUCUGAAAGGAAGAAUGUUUUAGUUUCAGAAUGAAUAGUUUCCCGAGGGAUUGUUACAUACGAAAUGUCAUCAGUGUUCAGAGCCGAAGUUUUUAUCUAUGUACUAUUUUGGGAAUUAAUGUUUUAACACAAAAAUGGACAGAAACAGUCCCUAAACUGGUUGAUGUUCGGACUGACAGACUUCUCAUACAAUGUGGCUUUUCAACGAGUAACAGUAUCCAUGGCAAUGUUAUUGAGAGAUCCAAUGUCAGCAUGUCUUUGAGUAGAAGUGAGGCGUUGUAUUGAUGGUCAAAGUCAAGGCUUGGUGCAACCUUAUUCAGUGGUUUUGCCUUGAGUUCCGUGUUAAAGUGAACAUUGUUUUCGUACGUACAGAAACUCCUUCACUGGAUGUGAAUGUAUAUUUCUGUUGAUAGUUUCUUGUAGGUGCCUCAGAUUUCAACACUGCGUGCGUGUCACAGACAAGGCAUUUUAAUCCAGAACUUGUUAGAUCUGAUAUUUAUUAUCCUAUAGCACGAAUGUCAGAGCUUUUCUACUACUUCUUUAUUGGAUUUCCAUUAAGUAGGUCUAUAUGCAAAUUGCCGGUUUCUCAGACUGAAUUAAGUAAAUGUAUACAUUGUAUUAUAUAUUUUGAGAGAAUUGAUAUAUGUAAAUAAACUAGAGAUUGCUAUGGGGUACAGUCAGCAUUUUCGGGAUUGCAUUUUUAAAAUUUUCUCAGAAUUGUAUAGACUUAAUAUUCAGGCUUUUCUGUCGAGAUUUUGUGACAAAUGGUAUUUGUUAUAUUUUCCUUAAGAAAUAAAAUUUUAGUAUAUUUAUUGUCAGUAUUAACAAUUAACUGUAUGGAUUUCAAUGAAGAAAUUCUACUUUGAUCUAUAUUUCAAAUGACAACUUUAGCACUGGAAAAUAGCAGUUAUUCAAAUUUUAGAUUGUGUUGCCGAGAUCUUCUUUUAUAGUUGCUAAUGGAUUAAAUAUCAUGAAUAAAAUUAACUGUGUUCAUUUUCAAAGAUGUGUAAUUAGAAGAAAGUAAUUAUUUCCUUCUGAUGUGGUGCAUGUUUCUUAAGAGUUAAACCUGUGGAUGAUGCAGACAAGUACCCAAGCUGAUGAAGUUGGAUUUAAAAAUGAAGUACACCAAAACUUAGUGUCGUCACCUGAGGCAUCAAGAAUAUUAGAAACAACAUUUCAUGAAAUGUAGAGAAAUUAUUUGUUGUAGAUUUGUUAAACAUAUCUGUUGAUUAAUUGUAUCAAAUUUCUUUUAUAGAUGAUCAAGUGGUCAUUCCUUAUUGUGGAUUGUCGCACUGGUCAUGAGAAGCGUAGUUGUUCGAUUUGUACAGUUAUAGUGUUUUAUUUCUUAGAGGUUCAACCUCAUGAGGAAAUUAUGGUUGCCAUGGAAAUGUCAAAUGGCGUUCCCAUGACCACUACUAAAAGUAGGACGAUUUUUGUUAGUUUAAAAAAGUGCUAUAUAACUUCCGUUUUCUUCAUCCCCAGUGAAAAUUUGUUUCCUGUAUCUAUUCUGUACUAGAUGUCAUGUCUUGUUUUCGUUACCAUGGUUACGGCCACCGUCGUUACAGUUGCUAACGCUGCCACAACCAGUCCCCUAUUGUUCUGUUGACUUCUUCUAUUAGUUGCGGGAUCGUAUCGGCAGCACUUUGACGUAUGUCUGACGCGUGACGUCCUCCUCAGAUGGCGUAUUUUUGCAGGGAGGAAGGCCGGUUAAAGUGCAUAUUGUUACAUGGAUGGCAGUUAGAACUCGGAGACUGGUAAGAAGGCAAUAAAAUACAUGUAUGAUUAUA
Messenger RNA from Haliotis rubra (blacklip abalone), 9559 nucleotides. Its product is annotated as nuclear receptor coactivator 2-like. Gene Ontology annotation, biological process: cellular response to hormone stimulus; positive regulation of transcription by RNA polymerase II. Gene Ontology annotation, cellular component: nucleus. NCBI's taxonomy places the organism in Eukaryota, Metazoa, Mollusca, Gastropoda, Lepetellida, Haliotidae. Gene Ontology annotation, molecular function: nuclear receptor binding; protein dimerization activity. The record is from RefSeq and is a predicted model, not a curated record.